CCGGCCCCGCGCCCGCCGCAGACGCCCGCCCAGCGCGGCUCGGCCGGCCCACCCUCCUCCCCUCCCGGGGGCGAGGCCGGAGCCUGUUCCUGAGGGCGCCACGCAGCCCCCGGCAGACCCGGCCCGGACCUGCGGAGGGACCCGGGGCCAGGGGACCCGCGGCGAGGCUCUCCUCUCGCCGACCCGCUCUGCCCGCGGAGGGGUCUUCUCCUCCACCUGUCGGGGCGAACGCCAUGCGGGGGGCGGGCGGCGCCCCCGCGCUCUGCCUGCUGCUGAGCCUCCACGCCGCAGGGUGCUUUUCGGGAAAUAAUGCUCACUUUUUGGAAAUUCAUCAGAAGAGCAGAAAGCCAGCAUUCAUUUACCACCAUGCACAAGACAUUGAGAAGAGCCUGGAUGAAGCUCCACAAAAGAUAUAUAAACACAGCUACCGCUCCUCUUCUGAAGCUCAGAUAAGCAAACGCCACCAAAUUGUUAAUUCGGCAUAUCCUCGACCUGCGUAUGACCCAUCGCUCAAUCUGCUGGCCGUGGCUGGUCAAGAUCUUGAGGUGGAAAACCGUCCACUCCCAGCAGCGAAUGUGAUCGUGGUGACACUGCAAAUGGACGUGAACAGGCUGAACGUGACCUUGCUUCAGAUAUUCCGCCAGGGAGUGGCCGCGGCUCUGGGCGUCUCCCCCCAGCAAGUCCACAUCAAUCGCCUCAUUGAAAAGAAGAACACCAUUGAACUGUUUGUGUCCCCCAUGAACCGGAAGGCAGGAAUUUCCGAUGCUUUGCCGUCUGAGGAAGUGCUGCGCUCACUUAAUAUCAACGUUUUGCAUCAAAGUUUAUCUCAGUUUGGGAUCACAGAAGUCUUGCCUGAGAAAAAUGUUUUACAAGGGCAGCAUGAAGCGGACAAAAUCUGGAGCAGAGAAGGAUUUUAUGCUGUUGUCAUUUUUCUCAGCAUCUUUGUUAUUAUAGUAACGUGUUUGAUGAUUCUUUACAGAAUAAAAGAAAAAUGUCAGCUUUCCUUGAGACAAGAUAAAGAGAAAAAUCAAGAGAUCCACCUGUCACCCAUCACGUUACAACCAGCGCAGUCCGAGGCAAAGGCGGUCGGCAGCAUGGUCCAGCAUGAGCAGCUCCCAAAGGUACUGAAUGUGGUCGUGGACCCUCAAGGCCGAUACGCUCCUGAGAUCAAAGCUGCCACCUCGGUCUGCCCUUCUCCUUUCAAAAUGAAGCCCAUAGGACUGCAGGAGAGACGAGGCUCCAAUGUGUCUCUUACUUUGGACAUGAGCAGCUUGGGGAGCGUGGAACCCUUUGUGGCUGUACCGACCCCACGGGAGAAGGUAGCUAUGGAGUACCUGCAGUCAGCCAGCCGAAUUCUCACCAGGUCACAGCUGAGAGACAUCGUGGCAAGUUCCCAUUUACUCCAAAGUGAAUUCAUGGAAAUACCAAUGAACUUUGUGGAUCCCAAAGAAAUUGACAUUCCACGCCAUGGAACUAAAAAUCGCUAUAAGACCAUUUUGCCAAAUCCCCUCAGCAGAGUGUGUUUAAGACCAAAAAAUGUAACUGAUUCUUUGAGCACCUACAUUAAUGCUAAUUAUAUUCGGGGCUACAGAGGCGAGGAGAAAGCGUUCAUCGCCACGCAGGGCCCCAUGAUCAACACCGUGAACGACUUCUGGCAGAUGGUUUGGCAAGAGGACAGUCCAGUGAUUGUUAUGAUCACAAAACUCAAAGAAAAAAAUGAGAAGUGUGUGCUCUACUGGCCGGAAAAGAGGGGCAUCUAUGGGAAAGUCGAGGUUCUGGUCAUCAGCGUAAACGAAUGUGACAACUACACCGUUCGCAACCUUGUCUUAAAGCAAGGAAGUCACACCCAGCACGUGAAGCAUUACUGGUAUACUUCGUGGCCCGAUCACAAGACGCCAGACAGUGCCCAGCCCCUUCUGCAGCUCAUGCUGGAUGUGGAAGAUGACAGAGUUGCUUCCGCGGGCCGAGGGCCUGUGGUUGUCCACUGCAGCGCCGGCAUAGGAAGGACGGGCUGUUUCAUCGCCACAUCCAUUGGCUGUCGACAGCUGAAAGAGGAAGGCGCUGUGGACGCACUCAACAUCGUCUGCCAGCUUCGCAUAGACAGGGGUGGCAUGGUCCAAACCAGCGAGCAGUACGAGUUCGUGCACCACGCUCUGUGUCUGUACGAGAGCCGACUUGCGGCAGAAACCGUCCAGUGAUUCUCUGCAGACUCACCAGACCCCCGAUCUCCAGGGGGGAGUAGUCAGCAUGCACUCGAGGCUUCUAGAAGGAGCUUCCUGGAAUGGAAGGAAGGAGAAGCCCCGAAGCCACGCUGCGGUGUGGACUGUGGAAGAC
Molecule: messenger RNA, 2334 nt
Organism: Equus caballus (horse)
Lineage: Eukaryota; Metazoa; Chordata; Mammalia; Perissodactyla; Equidae
Gene: PTPRR
Product: protein tyrosine phosphatase receptor type R
Biological process (GO): signal transduction; peptidyl-tyrosine dephosphorylation
Cellular component (GO): plasma membrane; cytosol; cell junction
Molecular function (GO): protein kinase binding; protein tyrosine phosphatase activity
Source: RefSeq, a predicted model, not a curated record